Messenger RNA from Hypomesus transpacificus, 5316 nucleotides. It is a transcript of the gene flot1a, whose product is annotated as flotillin 1a. Gene Ontology annotation, biological process: positive regulation of endocytosis; regulation of receptor internalization; positive regulation of cell junction assembly. Lineage: Eukaryota; Metazoa; Chordata; Actinopteri; Osmeriformes; Osmeridae. Bases 164 to 1438 code for a protein of 424 amino acids. Gene Ontology annotation, cellular component: plasma membrane. The transcript has 13 exons. The record is from RefSeq and is a predicted model, not a curated record.
GCAGUUUCAAUGCUGUUAGCCUACUACCAUCAUAUGGGUAGCUAACGGGACGACAGGCGAAACAAGACUGUUUUUCAAAGAUUAGUCAUCCAAUUGAUGGGCAUUUCAUUGAUUGUUUGCAGAAAAAAAGCGACUCACUAACCGUUUACUAUUCAUAGGCACCAUGUUCUACACUUGUGGCCCCAACGAAGCAAUGGUGGUGUCAGGAAUUUGCCGCUCACCCCCUCUGAUGAUCGCUGGAGGUCGAGUGUUUGUCAUUCCUUGCAUCCAACAGAUCCAGAGGAUCUCUCUGAACACCCUGACUCUAAACGUGAAGAGUGAUAAAGUGUACACACGCCACGGAGUUCCCAUCUCAGUCACUGGUAUCGCUCAGAUGAAGAUACAGGGGCAAAACAAGCAGAUGCUGGCCGCUGCCUGUCAGAUGUUCAUGGGGAAGUCAGAAGGUGAGAUCUCCCACAUCGCCUUGGAAACACUGGAGGGACACCAGAGGGCUAUCAUAGCACACCUGACUGUGGAGGAGAUCUACAAAGACCGCAAGAAGUUCUCUGAGCAGGUGUUUAAGGUGGCCUCCUCAGAUCUGGUCAACAUGGGCAUCAGCGUGGUCAGCUAUACGCUCAAAGAUGUCCAUGACGACCAGGACUACCUCCACUCCCUGGGUAAGGCUCGCACUGCUCAGGUCCAGAAGGACGCUCGGAUCGGAGAGGCCCAGUUCAAACGAGACGCUGUCAUCAGGGAGGCCCACGCCAUGCAGGAGAAGAUUUCUGCCCAGUAUGUGAACGAGAUCCAGAUGGCCAAGGCCCAGCGAGACUACGAGCUGAAGAAGGCUGCCUACGACAUCGAAGUCAACACCAAGAAGGCAGAGUCAGAGAUGGCCUACCAGCUCCAGGUGGCCAAGACCAAGCAGCGCAUCGAGGAGGAGACGAUGCAGGUGAAGGUGGUGGAGCGCAGCCAGCAGAUCCUGCUGCAGGAGCAGGAGAUCUCCCGCAAGGAGAUGGAGCUGGAGGCCCAGGUCAAGAAGCCUGCAGAGGCUGAGAAAUACCGCCUGGAGAGGCUGGCCGAGGCCACACGUCUGCAGCUCAUCAUGGAAGCGGAGGCAGAGGCUGAGUCCAUCAAGAUAAAGGGUGAGGCCGAGGCGUUUGCAGUGGAGGCUAAGGGCCGUGCAGAGGCAGAGCAGAUGGCAAAGAAGGCUGAGGCCUUCCAGCAGUACAAGGAGGGGGCCAUGGUGGACAUGCUGCUAGAGAAGAUCCCUAUGAUGGCCGAGGAGAUCAGCAAGCCCCUGUUGGCUGCCCAGAAGAUCACCAUGAUCUCAAGUGGGGAAGGGGAGGUGGGCGUGGCCAAGCUUACAGGGGAGGUGCUCGAAAUCAUGACCCGCCUCCCAGAGACGGUGGAGAAACUGACUGGUGUCAGCAUAUCCCAGGUGACCACUCGCAUGGGCUAAAGAGGAGAAAAGGCGUAGGGAAGAGGGUCUCAAGAAGCCCCGCCCAUUUCUGCCCGGACCCUGUGUAUGCAUAUGUGUCCCCGCCUUACACACACACUCACACACACACACACAGUCUAUAUACUAUAUCUCUUGUUCUGACAUGAACACAUCAACAUAUCUAUAUCAUCUUUACAUGGCCCUGUUGGAACCUUUGUUCUCAUGCGUCUUUAGCCCUCCCUUGUCUUUUUAUAUCUUUCUUCUCUUCUUUCCUCUGUCUCUCCCUCCUUCCUACCUUCUCCUUUCCUUGUUUCCUUGCCCUCUCCCUGUCAGUCCAUCCUCUCCUCCUCCAGUACUGCCCGUGUCCACUGCCUUGCUGCCAAACCCAAAGUGCUUCUUAACAUGCGAGUUUCAUGCAAACGAGCAGUUCAGACCUAUUAUACAGUAUUCUAGUUUAGAAAACUAGCUUAUUUUGCAAGUUCAUCCCUCAGUCUUUCUGUCAUAGCGAGGUUGCCCCAGAGGGGCAACGGUCUGACCAGACCAAAUCCAUAACCUAAGAUCCAUCUAGUUUUCACAUGUUUUAGCCAGAUUUAUAGCUUUUAAGUUAAAUUUUUUUUAUCUCAUCACAGUAUGGGAUUUUGAAAAGUGUCAUCCUGUAGCUAUUAAGAGUUGUCAGUGAUGACCUUUAAUCAAAAAGGAAUGUAUGUGAAAUCAACCGAUCAAAGUAUGAAAUCAUUUUUAACAGUUGCAAAGUCUCUUGGGAGAAUGAGUGCCAUUUGACCAAUGCCGCGAGUGGUUCAGUUAUUGAAUAUGCUUUUUUUUAUUUCUGUAUACAACAUGUGCUUUCUCAUGAAUACACAUGAUUUUAUUUGGUUUUAAUGUAAAAAUGUUCUGCUGUUUUCACAGAAUUGUUCUAUUUAUCACUAUCCUAUGUAAAAACAAAGUCGUCAUAUUUAUUCGUUAGUUGUAAGGAACUGAUUUCCUCACAGAGAUCAUGUACUGUAACCAUUCUCACAGAUGUGAUUUCUUUUACCUUACAUUGGGGGACAAUACGACCAGUUGACUUCUCUUUAUAAGCUGUUAUAGCAGUCAUGACAUCCUUGCACUGCAAACAACGCAGACACAGAAUACUAUACUACGGUUUGGUGCAAUCAGGACAAUUGCUCUACUGAUAUAAUGAGAGCAUACAAGGGAGUGUUAAGCAGCGUUAUAUGGCCUAGUCUUUCAUGGAUCUGCCAAGGUCCAUGAAUGAUGAGGUCAUCUGAAGAGGUACAGGGUGUUGAAAAAGAGCCUUCAGGAUGCUUCUUUUUUGGCUCCCAAGUGAAUUGUACAAACCAGGCUGCCAUUUCAUGAAGGUUUACAGUAUAUCGUCAAUGCAGGAUUUCACAUAGAGAGAAUCUUUGCAAAUCUGGUGCAUAUGCAGACUCAUGCAGUUUUCCAUUUCACUUUGAGAAAGGAUUAGCCCAUUGUAAGAUCUGUUCCUCGUUUAUCACACCUUUCCACACCUCUGCCAUUUGGAAAGUUGAGAAGAGAGAGCCUCAAUAGUCUACCAGCUAUGAGUGGCUCAUGGCUGUUCAGUACCGAGUCAGGUUAACCAUGGUUUAGGAAAUGACUUGAAGCCAGUGUAUCUAUGAAGUGUCCAAACUUGCCUUAUCCCUCCACACACACCAUCCCCCCUCUACCUCACCACCAUCCACUGACUCAACACAUCUUAUAUUCUGCACUCCUGCCUUCUGCUGCAGCCAGGACUCUGUUGUUCUGUAUUUGGAAUGAGAUAUUCUGAUGUUAACACAACAUUAGGCAUGUUUUCUGCUGUUUUAUGUACAAAUGCAAUGUUUUAUGUUUUUGUUAUGCUAUUGUUGUUCUAGGUUAGAAACCUAGCACGGCCAAAGGCUCAAACUUUGCCAGGGGGGCUAUUGUGCUUUAGCCCAGCAUCUGUGGGCUUUAUGGAGUGCAGUUAAUGUACUGUUGAGAUGUUGUCCUCAAAAUUUCAGGAAUUAAUUUAAAUACUAACACUAUGAAUACUAACAUGAUCUAUUUAACACUAAAUAUUUAACUUGAAGAUGAAAAUAUUUGAUCCACAAUGUAACAACUCUCAGUGUUUUGUCUUUCUAUGAGAUCUCCCUAAAGAAUUGUUUCCCCCAGUACGUAUUCUGGGGCAGCAGUUAUCACAGGAAGGGAGACAGACUAGUGUACUGUUAAAGGCCUCUUUGGGUUUGUGACCCAUCUCUUGACUAACUCUUCCUAACAGUUUGUGUAUGCAUGUUUAACUGUCUCUGACCAGGGUACAGUCUGCCACUGCGUUUCUGUGCAAUGCCCCUACCAUUCUUUUUUAGUUCAUACUUUGUCACGUUUGAUACUGAUCUUAUUGUUGAUCGAUCAACCAAGUUGGAAUGCUAUAAAUGCAUAAUAGGUUCUGUGAGGAAUAGAACAAAUACUUUAAGGCAGGUGUUUUGUAUCCUUGUUAGAUUCUUCUUCAAUGCUAAAUAUUUCUCAGAUGGCUGUCCAGAUAAUAAACUGUGCUGUUUGAUUCCUUUCACAAGAAGUACAGGCCAAAUAUAAAUAUGCUUCAGUGCUUCUUUCUGUUUGUGUUUUUAGCCCUCCAGUCAGACUCCGAAUAUUAGACAUUUGUAGAUUUGUAGGAAAUGUGUAUUGUUGAAGUAUAUCAAAUAAACACAAGUCAAAAAACAUGUACUGUCUCAUUCUUUCCGUGUGGUGGAAGGAGUAGCAGGAAGCAUCUGUCUCAAACUUUAUUAUUCAUACAGGAAGAAACUCUGUCUCUCCAGAUGAACAUGUGUACUGUGCAUAUACAGCAAGUGUAGCAUACCUGGGGUAGUUAAUAAUUAGAAGGACUGUAGUAGGAGCAAUAGUAACAACAUUAAUAAGAAUAUUGAGAAAUGUGUUAUUUCAAAAGACACAUCAUGAAAUACAAUACAUAAAGACAACCAGCCACUCAGGAGCCUGCUGGGCCAAAUGCAGCUCCGUGAUUAGAUAGCAGUGUAGAGAUAGCCCCCGUGUAAAAUGGCCAAGUUGUAAUCUGCCUGCACUGCAGUCAUGUUGCAUAGAUUCCAACAUCAAAAGUAUACCUCAUUUAGACAGAGUUCUGCAGAGACCAACACGGUGUCCAGAUUUGUGGAGAUCUGGAGUUUCCCAAUUGCUUCGUGCUGGUAAGACCUCACUAAAGCCAUUGAUUCAAUGGACAAAUUGGAUCUCACAUACACAAGGCUCUUGGCCAUUUCAGCCCAGAUCAGCAUCAAAUCCAUUCUAAUGCAUGACAGUUUGAACCCCAUCCAUAUGAUUUAAUGAUGCAGCAAUCUGUGAAACGUGACCGUUAUGCACUGGACCUGGAACACAACCUUGACAUUUUAUGAACUGUUUUUGUUUCUUUUCAUACGUAUUUGAAUAUCUCUUUUUUGUUUACAGAGACCAGUCUUCCCUUUUAUGAGUGAAAAAAGUCAUCUAUAUAUAUAUAUAUAUAUGUACAAGAUAGCUUACUUACAGGAACCUUGCAGCGAUAACAAUGGGAUUACAUUGACAGUUGCAUACAAUUAUUAUAACGAAGGUAGUAAUAGUUUGUAUGAAAGGCUUAAAAAAACAACUUGUUAAAGAGUACCUGACAGUCAUUUCAUCUACCAUCUUCCUGUGGCCUUCUGCAAUACAGCAACCAUUCUUUUGGGUGGAAGAUAGAAAAUGAUGAAAAUGAAUGUUCUUUUAAUACAAAAGCCUAUUUUUUAAAGAUGUUCUCCAGCACGUUACCUCCCUCAUUCACUCUCUCACUCUCUCUUGUUCUCUCUUGCCGCUCCCCCUCAUCGCUCACACAUUACACUAUUGGUAGAAAAAUACGUACAUAUGAAGAUAUACAACUCAACAUGACAAUGAUGGAAAAACCAAAGAUAAAA